Messenger RNA from Vigna radiata var. radiata (mung bean), 1215 nucleotides. RefSeq names its product probable E3 ubiquitin-protein ligase RHA4A. The record is from RefSeq and is a predicted model, not a curated record. Bases 476 to 1108 code for a protein of 210 amino acids. Gene Ontology annotation, biological process: protein ubiquitination. Gene Ontology annotation, molecular function: transferase activity. NCBI's taxonomy places the organism in Eukaryota, Viridiplantae, Streptophyta, Magnoliopsida, Fabales, Fabaceae. The transcript has 3 exons.
AACCAUUUAAAGCAGUGAAUUUGACUUUUUGUUCUUAUUUUUCUUCCUUAUCAAAUACAUAACCAUUAUUUACAAAAUCUGUAAAACGACAUUUUGAAGGUCUAAAAUGGUGAACCAAACACACCCUUACAAGUAUACAUUACACUGGGGUCCAUAUCUGAGAAGUGGUGGAGGAUCAUAUGGGCCUGUUCCACCUCUGCAAAACACAGAAUAUGUACUAAUGCCAUUAUCAUUUUCACACACAUCACAUUGCUAAUGCAACAUCUCAGCUUUAUCAAUGACUCUAAAAGAACAAUCUUAAACAUUUUGGUAUAUAUCUUCCUUACCCUAUUCACCAAUUCUAAACAUAUCACAACCAGUGCAUGCUGAACUGAAGCUUUUUGCAUAACGUUUUCAACCCUCUCUGUCUAUUCUUAUUCAACAAACUUUCUAUUAAUGUCUUCCACACUUUUGUAUCUGUUGUGUUGAAUAUGUGAUGGAUGUGCCACAAACUCCAACCCCCUCUCCACAUUUGUAUCCACAAGAACUUCAACUUAAACUUUACCAAGCCUUCAUCUUCUCCAUUCCCAUACUCUUUUCCAUCAUUCUGGUUCUCUUGUUUUACUUGUUCUACCUCAAAAGAAGAGCUUCCUCUCUCUCAUCACCACCUCUCCAUAUACUUACCAACACUGCCAAUCCUCAAACAACAUAUCCUUACCCUUCACAACCUUACGGAUUAGAUCUUACAGUGCAAUUUCUUGACAAACUUCCAAGAAUUUUAUUUGAUGAGGAUUUUGGAACAAGAGAUUCAGUAUGUUGUGUUUGCCUUGGAGAAUUUGAGCUGAAGGAAGAGCUGCUACAAAUUCCUUAUUGCAAGCAUGUGUUUCACAUUAGCUGCAUAUGCAACUGGUUGCAAUCAAACUCCACGUGUCCACUUUGUAGAUGUUGCAUCACACCCUCCACCAAAUUCCUUAAUACACCCUCACCUAUUGUAUCAGACUCACCACAGCAGGGUGGAAUUUCAGGCUCUUCAUCACACAUCAUGUCCAUGCCUCAGCAACAAGAAGAUCAAGUUGGUAAUUCCACAAACACUACCAUUUUCCAAGGAAAUGGUGUAUUACUUACAUGAUCAUAUUCUGGAAUUCAAAGAAAAGAUUCAACUUGCCCUCAUGAGCUAAGAAUUCUGUGAAUUUAAAACCAAUAAUUUAUGAAAUAAACUGUGGCAGCUUUUCUUUA